Messenger RNA from Cervus elaphus (red deer), 3629 nucleotides. It is a transcript of the gene NUFIP1, whose product is annotated as nuclear FMR1 interacting protein 1. The record is from RefSeq and is a predicted model, not a curated record. Gene Ontology annotation, cellular component: nucleus. Gene Ontology annotation, molecular function: RNA binding. The transcript has 10 exons. Lineage: Eukaryota; Metazoa; Chordata; Mammalia; Artiodactyla; Cervidae. The coding region runs from base 63 to 1544 and encodes 493 amino acids. Gene Ontology annotation, biological process: box C/D snoRNP assembly.
GGAAGUGACGCCUAAGGCUUGCUGCGCACUCGCACGCCGGGUUGACUAGCAGGCGGGUGGCGAUGGGCGAGCCGGUUGGUGAUGCCGUGCCUCCCGCCGGGUGGUUCCCAGCCCCCGAGCUGACACCCACGCUGGGGCCUCUACGCGACCGAGCCUCGCGGCCGAACAACUGGAUGCUGUGGGCGAUGCCGCCGCCGCCGCCGCCUUCGUCGCUUCCCGCAGCAGGGUCCGAGCCUGCCUUAGAGGCACAGCCCCGCGCGGAAGCCCGCACUUUCCCCGGGGCACCUCCCCCCUUCGACGCCCACAUUCUUCCCGGGGCGCAGCCCCCCUUUGACGCCCAGUCCCCCCUCGAUUCUCAGCCUCAACUCAACGGCCAGCCUUCCUGGAAUUUCCAGGCGUCAGCGUCACGGUACUGGACGCAGUCCCCUGGUAGUUUUCCUUGGCAUCAGCAGCCCCACAGCACUCCAGUUAAACAUACUUAUUUUCCACGAAAGCAUGAUGCAAGGGUCAAUGACUUCAGUGGCUCUCCCAGAAGAAAACAGAAAAAAAAGAAAAGAAAGGAACCCGUUUUUCACUAUUUUUGUGAUACCUGUGAUCGUGGUUUUAAAAAUCAAGAGAAGUAUGAUAAACAUAUGUCCGAACAUACAAAAUGCCCCGAGGUAGAUUGCUCUUUUAGUGCACAUGAGAAGAUUGUCCAGUUCCAUUGGAGGAAUAUGCAUGCUCCUGGUAUGAAGAAAAUCAAGUUAGACACUCCAGAGGAGAUUGCAAGAUGGAGGGAAGAAAGAAGAAAAAACUACCCAACUCUGGCUAAUAUUGAAAGGAAGAAAAAGUUAAAACUUGAGAAGGAAAAGAGAGGAGCGGUGUUGACGACGACACAGUAUGGUAAGAUGAAGGGGAUGACCAGACAUUCGCAGAUGGCAAAAAUCCAAAGUCCUGGCAAACAUCACAAAUGGAAAAAUGGCCAUUCUGAACAGAGAACAGCUGCUGGAUCAGGCAAUCAUUUGUGUGAUUUGAAGCCUGAAAGUCCACCUGAGGCAAAUUCAGACCCCCUCGGUGUUUUGGUAAACACUGAUUCUGAAUCUGACAAAGAGGAGAGACCGCAGAGCGCUGUCAUCCCCAAGGAGGUGACCCCAGCGCUGUGCUCCCUGAUGAGCAGCUAUGGCAGCCUCUCGGGGUCAGAGAGCGAGCCAGAAGAAGCUCCCAUCAAGACUGAAGCAGACAUUCUGGCAGAAGACCAGGUUCUUCACAGCAGUGCUCCUGAGAAACCAAGUCAAGAUGCUAACGCAGCUGUUAAAAAGUCCUCAGAAGCCAAGUGUGAGAGCCAAAGGAGAAGCUUUAAAAACGCAAAUCCUAAGAGGAAGAAAAAAGAUCUCAACUACCGAACAUUGUUUGAACCAAGAACACACCAUCCGUAUCUCCUGGAAAUGCUGUUAGCUCCGGACAUUCGACAUGAAAGAAAUGUGAUUUUGCAGUGUGUUCGGUACAUCAUCAAAAAAGACUUUUUUGGACUUAAUACUACUGCUGUGAAAACUAAAGAUGAAUAGGCAUCUGGUGUUUUAGCACACAUGUCUGAAGCAUGUAAAAUAGUAACAACCUCAAGUUUGUGGGUGAAAAUUAUUCUUUUUUCAACUGGAUUAGUAAUUAAAUUGUAAGCCUCAUGGGCUAUUAUGUAGGAUUUUAAGUCUUUGAUGCUAUACAAAUAAAUACCUAAUUGAUUUUUAAGACUGUCUGUAUUGUUGGGAUCAAAUGUAAUAUUUGCUAGCAGAAUUCUACUUUGUAUUUAUUGCUGUUGUAUAAGGAAGUCUACUCUUGGGCCAGAUAAGAAUUGAAGAUGUUGAUUUAGUGGUAAGGGAAAAAACUUAAAAAUUUUUUUAAUUCAGCUGAGGAGAACUGUAGGUUGGGGAGAGAAAUAGUCAUUUUGUUUUUAAUAAAUGAGAGAGGAAGAGUCUCUUUAACCCCUGUAAAGGGAGGGUAUUUUAAAAUAAACCAGAGCAAAUUAAAACAAUGAGAACAUCUUGAAAUUUAAAUUUCUGCUGUUUAUUUCAAAAGACAUGUUGACAUUCACCUAUUGGCAGCUCAGGUAUUUAUCAUUUGAAAUAUUAUAGAUAUAUGGCUUCUGUUUAUGUUCCAAUUCAGUAGAAGUGCUUCUUUUUGGUAUGGUUCAGAAUUGGACAUUUAAAAAAUUUUUUCCUGUGAAAAAGUAUGUAAAGUAUAGUACUUGAUGAGGUUAAGUUAAUUUUUUAUGGUAUAAAUAGUAAUUUGUGAAAUAUUACAUGAGUUUUAAAGAAUUAAAAUUUGCUUAUAAAGGUAGUAAUUGAACCUUUAAAAUAUGUUUUAAAUAAAUAACAGCUACUAAGGUCUUUUUAUCCUAUAAUGCCAGAGGUUCUGGUCUUUUAUGUUCUAGUCAUUUGUGCUAGCUAGUGCUAGAGCUCUACUCUUUUUUUUUUAAAUGUAUUUAUUUUUAAUUGAAGAGUAAUUCCUUCACAGUAUUGUGUUGGUUUCUGCCGUAUUAUCAACAUGAAUUAGCCACAGGUAUACAUAUGUCCCUUCUUUCCUAAGCCUCCCUCCCACCUCCCACCCCAUCGCACUCCUCUAAGUUGUUACAGAUCCCGGGUUUGGGUUCUCUGAGUCAUACAACAAAUUCCCAUUGACUCUUUUCCACGUGGUAGCGGGUAUGUUUCCAUGCUGCUCUCUCCGUCCGUCCCACCCUUUCCUCCCUCCUCUGCUACCCGUGUCCGUGUCUGUUCUCUAUGUCUGUGUUUCCACUGCUGGCCUGCAGAUAGGUUCGUCAGUACCUCCUUUCUAGAUUCCAUAUAUAUGCAUUAAUAUAUGAUAUUUGUUUUUCUCUUUCUGACUUAUUUCACUCUGUAUUAGGUUCAUCCAUCUCAUCAGAGCUGACUCAAAUGCAUUUCUUAGAGCUCCUCUCUUGACAUUCAGUCAAAGGAGCUAGAUUUUUAAAAUUUAGUCUCUUGUAGUUGGAAAAUUAAUUUUACUUGACAUCAUGAUUAUUGAAAUCCAUGAAUCUUGACUUCAAGAAGUAGGGCAAGAGAGCUGAUAGCAGCCCUCUGCCCCUCUUGCUCCUCUACGUCUGAAAGAUCCCGUCCCAAAUCCUGGAACAUCUGGUACACGACACUCUGACAUCACAGACCUGAGAUUAACAGUCAUAUUGAGGUCAGUGUUUCCCAACCUGGCAACAACCAUAUAGACCUUUUGAUUCUGUUUUACUCUCUUCCUCCAAAGAGCCCCGUAUUUUGGAAAAUUACCAACUAGUUCAUUCAUUAAUUCAGUUCAUAUAAUACUUUAAUGGAGUAAAAGAAAAAUGAAUAAAACCUUGCAUUAUUCAAAGGUGUGACUCUUAACCCACUUCAUCUUAACAGGACAGAGAAGUAACCAAUAUUACAAACUGAUUUAAUAUUCAAAUUUUGACUAGGCUGCAGUUUUAUCUCAGGUUAGCAUGCAAUUUCCAUAGGUUUCAAAUAUAUAAAUGAAUUCACAGACUCCUAGUGUAUUUUCAAAGAACCAUCAUGUCUCCAGGGGCUUUGACAAUCACUGCUCUAAGGUAUAUUGUGCGAAGUUUUAUUUUCAGUCUUUCUUGUUUUUUGUUAAAUGUAGUAAAGCCUGAAAAUGCC